Gossypium arboreum is the source of this 621-nucleotide messenger RNA. Its product is annotated as pectinesterase 2-like. The record is from RefSeq and is a predicted model, not a curated record. The coding region runs from base 1 to 621 and encodes 206 amino acids. Gene Ontology annotation, molecular function: pectinesterase activity. Lineage: Eukaryota; Viridiplantae; Streptophyta; Magnoliopsida; Malvales; Malvaceae. The transcript is spliced from 3 exons. Gene Ontology annotation, biological process: cell wall modification.
AUGGAUGGAAAAAGAAUCGAGGGCAAUGAAGUUUAUGCUUUAGUAAUAAGUGUAAGUAUUCUCCUCUUUGCUCCAAUUGUUGUGUCUCAACCAAUACCGGCAGAUAAAUCCCAAGUAGAAGCUUGGUUUAACGGUAUUAUCAAGCCAGUGAAGGAAAGGGGUAAAACCUUAAACCCUGAAUUGGUUGAGGCAGAGACAGAACCUAGAAUCAUAAAGGUGAUGCAAGGUGGGGGUGGAGAAUUCGAUACCAUAACCAAAGCCAUCGAGAGCGUUCCAUCAGGGAACGCCAAAUUUGACGGCACCGCCAAGCAAUAUGGAACCGUAGAUAGUGCCACUCUUAUUACUGAGAGUAGUUACUUUGUGGGUGCUAAUCUCAAUAUAGUGAACAGUGCUCCUAGGCCAGACGGGAAAACAGUAGGAGCACAAGCGGUUGCUUUGAGAGUCUCCGGUGAUAGGUCGGCUUUCUAUAACUAUAAGAUCAUUGGCUUCCAGGACACUUUGUGUGAUGAUAGGGGCAACCAUUUCUUUAAGGAUUGCCAUAUUCGUGGCACUGUUGAUUUCAUUUUUGGAAGCGAGACAUCUUUAUAUCUGGUAUUAAUAUUCUCAACGCGUGAGAUAUGA